Paramisgurnus dabryanus is the source of this 8794-nucleotide messenger RNA. It is a transcript of the gene setd1a, whose product is annotated as SET domain containing 1A, histone lysine methyltransferase. The record is from RefSeq and is a predicted model, not a curated record. Lineage: Eukaryota; Metazoa; Chordata; Actinopteri; Cypriniformes; Cobitidae. Gene Ontology annotation, cellular component: Set1C/COMPASS complex. Gene Ontology annotation, molecular function: protein binding; RNA binding; histone H3K4 methyltransferase activity.
UAUGGAUAUUGCGCGUUCUUGUGGAAAAUAAAUGCUUAUGAUGCCUCGAUGUUGCAUCGGAAUACAAGCGACGCUGUGUUAGACCAGUUUUAGGGCGCACACGCAAAAACGGAGCUAGAUUUUAAGUGAGGAUUCUCUGUUUUUAACCGUACGUUACAGGCCUAGCUGUAGCGAGCUAGCAGCCGUCCGCUGUGUCUGUCGAAGCGGGCAAACCUCCUCAAGACGCGCGCUCCGUUAUUUAUAGCAUGGAUCCGGACAGUGGGGUGGACACUCAGCGAACACUCAGUCUACAGUGGAAAAGCUAUAAACUAGUACAAGACCCUGCUCUCCGAAGGGUUACUCAAAAGAUUUACAGAUACGAUGGGAUUCAUUUUAAUAUACAGGAUUCAGGAUUUCCACCUGUGGGGGAGUUGCGUGAUCCAAGACCCCGCAGAAUCUGGUCCAGACACACAGAGCUGUCACUACCAGUACCCAAAUUUAAGCUGGAUGAGUAUUAUGUAGGCCCUAUUCCGCUUAAGGAAGUGACGUUCGCAAGGCUGAAUGAUAAUAUCAAGGAGCCGUUCCUGGCAGAGAUGUGUGCCAAGUUUGGUGAGGUAGAGGAAAUGGAGAUUUUGUUUCAUCCCAAGACAAGAAAGCACUUGGGCUUGGCCCGUGUCCUCUUCACUAGCACUAGAGGGGCCAAAGAUACAGUCAAGCAUCUGCACAAUACAUCUGUCAUGGGCAACAUUGUUCAUGUCCAGCUGGAUAUUAAAGGCCAACAGCGGAUGAAAUACUAUGACCUCAUAGUAAGUGGGUCAUACACCCCUCAGACUGUGCCACUUGGAGGCAAAGCUCUCACAGAGAAGUUUCAGCCCCCUGCCCCAGCCCCAGCCCAGCCCGACACGUCGUCUGAUAUCCGGCGGAGGCUCUCGACAGAACAGAUGAUAGCACCUGCUGCUGCCCCUCUCAACCCUGGAAGCACCACCCCUUGUUCUGUGGACACUGGGUUUGGGGACCAGCGUGUAGACACCCCUCCAUCCUCACUAGGAGGACCUUUUACCCCUGGUUCCUCUGCUUCUUCACAAGGUGGAGGCACUCCCUACACCCCUCGCUCUGGAACCCCUUUCUCCCAGGACUCGGGCUUCUCUGUGGGCAGGCACACCGGUUUUAACAGUGCUCCACUCAGCAGCAGCUAUCCUCCACAGGAUAUGCUUCCAUCCUCCUCCUGCUCUUCUUCAGCUGUUUCCUCCUCAUCAGGGUUUAAGCCCCCACGAUACCAUGAUGACCCACACGCUCCACCUCCACAGGAACCCUCCAUGUACCACAGAGGUCGGCCAGGCUAUCCUCCAUCAGCACCUUUCCGACCUAAUGAACCUCCCUAUCCCUAUCCCAGUGUUGCAGGGUCAGGGAUGCAUGUGCCGUUACAUCCCCCUAUGCCACCUCCAGGAUCACAGUAUGAGCAGCUGCCGCUUUCCGAUAGAGAGAGAGACAGAGAACGGGGACACCGGGAAAGAGACAGGGAUAGGGACAGAGACUCAGCUGGUCGAUAUGGAGGUGGAAUAAGCUCCCGUCGUUCAUCUUACCACUACCAACAGGAUACAAACUCUUCCUCCUCCAAAUCAUACCAUUCGCAUCAUUCUGACCGUCGGGAAGACAGGGAUGGCAGAGCGUACAGACGGGACAGUUCAGGCUCUCGCUCGGGAGACCACGGGAGACAUCGAAACCACCAUCACUCCCACAACCACCACAGCAGCGGAAGGCGCAAGAGCAGCAGAGAUCGGGACUGGGAGAGAGACCGGGAGGGAGACUACCCCAACAACUCGGACCCACGUUAUGGAGCUCACUCAAAUUCAAGCCACCACUCAUCCAACAGUCUUUCUCCCCCCUCUGCCACCUCAACAUAUGGAGGAUACCCAUCAUCAAAAGACCUGUCACCUUACGAUACACCCUCCUCCUCACGGCUGGAGCCUUCACCAGCUUUCCGUCCCCAGCAGGGUGCAGGUGAGAGGGGAUUUGGUAUGGGAGGGAGUAUGGACAAUGAUUAUCGGACACAAUCUCACCACACACCCCUUGCUCCUCCGCCUCCACCACCUCCUCUUCCGCCAGCCUCCGUCAUCGCAGCCGCCGUGGCUGAAACGCUUGGGUCUCUGGAUUUUGGCCAGGAGAGCCCCGUCCGAGACGAACAGUGGACCAAACCCAAACGCCAUCCAAGUACACCACCCCGUCCCCCUCGUACACCUCCAACUUCCUCCCCUCCCCACGCCUCUAUCCCAUCAUCUUCCACUUCACCUUCCUCCACCUCCCUGCCUCACCACCUUCCCUCCUCAACAGCAUCUCUUUCUCCACCUCCUCCACAGCGUGAUUCCUCCCCAGAGCCAGACUCCACCAAUGAGAGCUUACCGUUCAUGCACCACAGCAGCAGCUUGGACUCGCGUAUUGAAAUGUUGCUAAAGGAUCAAAAGUCCAAGUUUUCCUUCCUUGCCUCAGAUGAUGAGGACGACGAGGAGGAUAGAGACAGAGGAAAAGUAGAUGGGAAUACGGCGGGAAGGGAAAACAAACUGAGAGCAGAGGAUGGAGGAAGGCCAAGCCACAAAAAACAAAGAGAGACAGAGGGAGAGCUACAGAGAAGAAGAGGAGAGCGAGAGAAAGACGGACGCCGAGGCAGGGAUAAAAGGCAAGGUGGUGGAGGCAGGAAAACCCCUCCAGAGGUCGUCGCCUCCACUCCUUCCACCCAAGGAUUAGUAUCUGACUCUCUUCAGGGCCAAAUGCCUCCCUCUGAAGAGGACCACACUUCUGACCCACACAGGGCUCCACGUACCCCACCAACCUACAAUGGAGAGGCUCAGCCAUCUCCUCGCUCUUCUGGGGAGGACAUGGAAAUAUCAGAUGAAGAUGACAACACCAUUAACACAGCAACACCCCAUCCCGCUGCCUCCUCUUCUUCAUCGCCAGCCACCUCCUCACAAUCUGCUCUCCCCUCCCAAACUCCAGACCCCUCUGCCAGUCCUCCCCCUGACACCAGCCAGCAUUUCAACGCCACCAUGCCACCUCCACCCAUCCCAUCUUACCCUCCUCACCUCCCUCCUCCACCUCCACCUGGCUUCUCUCUGCAGCCUCCUCCACCCCCUGGCAUACCCCCGCCGCUUCCUCACAUGGAGCUACACCCCGAGUACCCUCCUCCCCUGCCACACCACAUGUACGACUACGCCAGCUCCAUGGAGCUCAUGAGCCAGUACAGCGGAGGAGCACCCAUGUCAUUCCAGAUGCAGACGCACAUGCUCAGUCGCCUCCACCAGAUGCGACUGGCUUCCUCCAACAGCACUACCGCACCCCCUGCAGAAGUCCCGCCCACCUCUGAAUAUCCUCCCUCGUAUCUUCUUCAUUCUAUACCCCCUCCCCACCAUCCACACCACCCAUACAUGGACCAAGAUGGGACUGUGGCCACUCACUAUGACCAGGACCACCGCUACAUCCCUCCUCACUUACCGUACGCCUACCCAGACCCCCAUGCCGCUCAGCUUCCUCAUCCUCACCAUCACGUCAUCCCGCCCCCUCACAGCCCCUGGCCUCAGCACCUACUGCCUCAGCAGUACCCGUCCCACUAUCCUCCACCCGCCUUUGGCACGGUCCCUGGUGUAGACGGAGAGCUGUAUGGAGCAGCAGGUGACCAGAUGGCCAUUAUGGGGCACAAUCCCUGCGAGGCCGUAGUUCAGCAGGUACUGGCAGCUUUGAUAGAGGAAAUGAAGAACAUCAUGCAGAGGGACCUUAAUCGCAAGAUGGUGGAGAACGUCGCCUUCGGCACUUUUGAUGAGUGGUGGGACCGCAAGGAAAGGAAAGCUAAGCCAUUCCAGACAGGUAUGCGGGGAGUGACGGUUGUGCGAGAAGAGGAAAAGAAAGAAGAGAAGACGAGCAACAAACCUCGAGAGCCGCUUAUGUCUCUGGUUGACUGGGCCAAGAGUGGAGGCAUGGAGGGUUUCGCCUUGCGGGGAGCAUUGCACUUGCCUUCUUUUAAGGUGAAAAGGAAGGAGCCUCAGGAGCUUGUAGAGGGUGGUGAGCUGAAGAGAGCUAGACCUUCUACUCCACCUGAUGAAGAAGAUGAGGACUCGUAUCAGGGGAAACCUGCCGACACUUCUGCUGGGAGAACCGAAGAGAGGCGCACCGCAGAUAGAGGAGCAGCACGGAGAAGGAGGAGAGCCAAAGCACGCAAACCUUAUGACUUGGACAGCGAGGGAGAAGAAACAUCAGAUGGCUCCUCCUCUGAGAAGGAGGAGGAUGAAGACAGUGACAAAGUGGAUGAGUCAGAAGAUGAAGCCCUUAGUGCAGACAGUGAUGAUGAGAGCAUUUCUUCCUCUUCUUCUGCGAGCUCAUCAACAUCAUCAUCCUCAUCCUCUUCUUCAGAUGAGGAGGAUGAAGAGGAAGGUGAGCCAGCAGCGGAGAGCGAGUCAGUGGACACAAUGGACGAGUCUACAAUGGACAGUGUGGCUAUGGAUGUAGAGAAAGAUGAAAGGGACAAAGCAAGCCUUGACCAAUCAUCGGUGACUGCUACAGAAGUCAAGCCAGAAGAAGAGAAGACUGCUGCAGCUGUGCCUCCAUCUUCACCUUACCCCCGUCCGUCCUCUCCUAUCCUCCUCCUCCCGCCACUGAAGAAGCGGCGCAAGACGGUAUCUUUUUCAACGGAAGAAAACGACGUCAAGCCCUCUGUUCUGUUGUCAUCUGCUCCUGUGCCAUCACCCACUCCUGCCUUACAAUCUCAAGCUCCAGACCUUCCAACUUCAGCUUCCCCUGGAAGCACAUCCACUGUUCCACCUGCCUCCAAGCCCCUGCCCAUGCUCCUCCCCUUCGCUUCCCGUCCCAGCGAGGGCAGCGCCCUUGCCUCUCCUGCUUCCCCCUCCACCAUUCUCACCGUCCCGCCACCUGUCCGUUCCCUGCGGCCGGAUGAGCCCAAAAAGAGUCCAGGUCCUUCUGCAUCUCCACAAACUCCCCCUGCCAAAAUCUCCUCCAAACGUGGGGCGGGCAGAGACUCUCCCAGAACUCCCCCUACACCUGUUUGUCUCACUGUCCAGAACCUCCCCCUGGACCAUGCCUCCUUGGUCAAAAUGGCAUACGAGGACCCCGUUCCUGUUCCAACCACACAAAAGGGUCGCCCACGUGGUCGUCCUCGGACUCUCAGCCAGUCAGCUUCUCACCCUGCUUUGCAAGAAGAAGGGGAAGAUGAGGAGGAUGAAGAGGAGUUGGAGCAGAGGCUGAAACUCAGGGAACAGCUGGGAGUAUCCAGCCUGCUGCAGCUGGCCUCUGCAUCGAAACCUGACCUGUCUGUGUUGGCUGAUGUGGCGUUGAAGAUGGACCCAGAGGCAGAUAUCGACUCGGAAGAGACGGAGACCUCAGAUGAGGCAGAGGAGCACAAAUUAGAAGAGGAAGAGGGGGAGUUCUUCUCCCCUCACACACGCAAACCACUCCUGGAUCCAGAGGGUCUGUUUGUUCUGCAAGAACACAACUAUUCGAAAACACCUCCCACUCCACCCUAUACCUCCCCUCAAAAGAGAACGAAACAGGACUCCACUGUCCUGCUCCCUGCAGACCUCAACCAGCACGGUGUUCAGGAAGCUCCAGAGGAGGUCAUUGAGGAUGCUCUCGCAGGCAGGGCGGAGGCUGCAGGUCUGUAUGGAGAUAUGGGUGUGCUGGGCGAAGCCAGGGAUGCAGCUGGGGCGCAGACCAAGACCCUUGGCCCUCCACACAAGAGGAAAGAAUCAAUCAGUAGGGAAGUGGAGAUUGAGGAGCGAGGGAAAGGCAAGAGCAAAAAGAGGAGUAGAAAGGACAAAGAGAACGAGGAACUGCAUGCCAUCAAAAAACAAAAAGAGAAACAGGUCAAGAAACAGAGGAAACGGAAGUUAGAGGAGUUUGAAGAAGAUGUGGAUGUGGAGCAACUGGAGUCUGGGGAGCUUUCCAGUUCCAGCUCAGACUCGGGAGACUCCGACUUUGGUCCGGAGAGAUCUCUGGAGUUUGAAAAGGAAGAGGUUAGAAAGAGCGAGCGGCUCUUCCUUCAGGAGGCCGGUGUGAUCCCCUCAACCCAGCGGCGACCCAAACAUGACCUCACGCCCACACCAGCCCCCUUGCCUCACCCCACGUACAAGAACCGCAGCGAGUUUGAGCAAAUGACCAUCUUGUAUGACAUCUGGAACACUGGCCUGGACCAGGAAGAUAUGAGGCUCCUUAGGGUCACCUACGAGAAACUGCUACAAGAUGACCGUGGAACCGACUGGCUAAAUGACACACACUGGGUUCCUCAUACCAUCACCAACAUCCCGAACCCUCGGCGGAAAAAGAAGGCAGCAGUUGGGCAGCUAAGAGAGCAUGUUACAGGCUGUGCUCGAAGUGAAGGCUACUACGCCAUCAGCCGCAAAGAAAAAGAUGUCUACCUCGACCUAGACCAGCAAGUGACCGUGCUGGAAAUUGGGGACUAUGACACAGCCGGCUCUAACCGCCUGCUGUCUGAAAGGCGUUCAGAACAGCGGCGACUUCUCAGUGCUAUUGGCACUCCAGCAGUGAUGGACUCCGACCUGUUGAAACUCAACCAGCUUAAGUUCCGUAAAAAGAAGCUGAGGUUUGGCCGCAGCCGUAUUCAUGAAUGGGGCCUGUUUGCAAUGGAGCCCAUUGCUGCAGAUGAGAUGGUCAUUGAAUAUGUGGGACAGAAUAUCAGACAGAUGGUUGCUGAUAAUCGGGAGAAGCGCUACGCUCAGGAAGGCAUCGGGAGCAGUUAUUUAUUCCGUGUCGACCACGACACUAUCAUUGACGCUACAAAGUGUGGCAAUUUGGCUCGAUUUAUUAACCACUGCUGCACACCCAACUGCUAUGCCAAAGUGAUCACCAUCGAGUCCCAGAAGAAGAUAGUCAUAUACUCCAAGCAGCCUAUAGGUGUAAAUGAGGAAAUCACGUACGAUUACAAGUUCCCCAUUGAAGAGAACAAAAUCCCUUGUUUGUGUGGAACAGAAAACUGCAGAGGAACCCUCAACUAAAGCAAGUGUUCAAGUCCUUUCCACUGAUAAAUGCCAAAUUUUCUGGUUCACAAGCUGCUUUUCUCAGAGCAAUGCGUGUACUUUGUAAUGGGAGAAGAUUCACCUUCAGUAUACAGAUAAGAGGGCUGAUACACCAUAAAAAAAGAAACAUUUGUUUAGUUAACACCUGGUUUCCCAUAAAGAGAUGUUUAUACGUACAGUAAACACAACCCAAUAUCAUCUGAAUCUCAGCACUGCCAAAACACCUUGAGUUAUGCAUAGAAAGCGAUGUUUUAUUUCCCUGACCUUCCCAUAAUCUAAUAUAUAACCUCCCAUUGCAGCUGCGUGUGGUAUUUAGUUUUGACCUUGGUCCAUGUUGUGAAAUAGCUGAUAAGGCGUCAGCCAUCCACAUACAAAAAUAUUCCUCUCUGUGCACAACUGUUAACAUUGGCAGGCGCCCUUACAGUGCUUUUUAGUUUUAAACCAAGCAAAACUUUUAAAAACCUACCAACAUGCAUUUAAGACUUUUGUAGUACUACACCCCUGUCAUAAGCGAGAGUACUAAUUUUAGUUAUUGAAGUAUAUUUAUUCCUGGUUCUGAGGCCUGUCGGUCCAUCGAAAUGUGAGUUUUCCAGCGCAUUCGUGCUUUUGAUGCACUGUUGCUAAAUCUUCUUCAGAUUAACUGUUUAGAUUCACCCCUGCCUUUUUCAAAUGAAGCCGUUUCAGCGCACACAUUCUCUUUGAAACUUCCUCUAAACUGAAUGGAAACUGAAAAAUCAUAAUUUAAGAUGUCCCUCUUAUCAACUUGCUGGCAAUCUUCAAUCAAAUUAUUUAGUAUCUUAUGUUGUUACAUUGUACGUGGAUAUUUUAUUUUAUUUUUAUAAGCAAGUUGUUACAAUUCCAGUACACUGUAACAACACUGUUAUUCUAGAGGUUACCCUGUACUUUACCAUAUUCGACAUUUUAAUACACAAGUAUAAACAUUUCCUUAAAGAUUCAUUGACGUUUUUAGCAAUAUAAAGAUUACAGGUCAGCUAAGGUAGGCUUUCAUUUGGGUCUUUUGGAAGGGGUUAUAAAAGACUGUAAUUCAAAAGGAAGUCAAAACAGGAUUAGGUCCCUCUGCACAAUAUUUUUACGGACCACUAAAGGUGAGCUCAAGCGCUCUACUUUUUGGCUUGUGUGUGUAUGUGUGUGUGUCUACAUACACGCAGACACAAGUUCAUAGUUUUGCAACCUGCUUUAUAUGUGCAUAUCAUCACAUAAUAUCUUGUUAUUCUCCCCAAGAGAAUAAAGUGGAAAAGUUCACUAGAUUGGAUGAUGUCUGUACAUGUGUUCGUAGUUGUCCUUCCCCCCAAUUUUUCCAGUUAAUAUUGGUAAAGUUGACCGACCUCAUACAUUUCCUUUUGUCGUUUUCCACUUUGUACUUUGGGCUUGGCCAGCAUUCUGUUCCUUUGAGAGGAAGACCUGUAAAAUAUGUAGAUUUUUAUUGCAGUCUUUCAGUUAAAACUGAUCCGCAGAAGCAUAACCACAAAAAAACGAAAAAAGUUAAAAGAAUUACGUGUAAAUAUUGUAGAAGUGUUUGUUUCUCGUAGAAACACACUGGUUCUAGUCUGUAAAUAUGUUCAUCUUUUUCCUACUUCCCAUCGCAAGAAAAUAAUUGUACAUACCUAUCAUUCAGUUAUCUUGUAUGUUUUAUUUUUUUGUUUCUGUUGUUUUAUUUCUUUUAUUUUGGUUUAAAGUUUUAAUAUUAUUUGCAAUAUUUCUCUUGUAUUAAUGCGUUGGACCCUUUAUUAAUGGUGCAUUAAAAUAUUUUUUAAAAAAUA